Messenger RNA from Mucor mucedo, 1585 nucleotides. RefSeq names its product Alpha/Beta hydrolase protein. Bases 27 to 1475 code for a protein of 482 amino acids. Gene Ontology annotation, molecular function: glycerophospholipase activity. Gene Ontology annotation, biological process: multivesicular body membrane disassembly; neutral lipid catabolic process; macroautophagy. The record is from RefSeq and is a predicted model, not a curated record. The transcript is spliced from 5 exons. Lineage: Eukaryota; Fungi; Mucoromycota; Mucoromycetes; Mucorales; Mucoraceae.
CUCUUGUCUUACCGUUUAUUGAGACCAUGUACACUUUAUUAUUUUUAAUAUUGUUGGCUGUUCCAAUUUAUUCAGUCAACUUGCAGGUGCCAUUUUUCCUAGAUCACCACAAACUCCAAGAACAACAGAACACACUAAAACUGAAAACCAUAUACCACCAUGCCUCAGCUAAUGGACCCAUUCCCAAACUUUUUAGAAAACUAGACGUCGAUCAAGAAUUAUUGAGUGUCAAUCAACAGCAUAAACAUAUUUAUGAUAUAAAGAGCAAGCUUAGUAUGAUGGAUAGACCGUCUGCAGCAGACAGGGACGAUUUAUUAUUGGAGAUAAACAACUCGAGAGAUAAGCUGGUCAGAUGGAACACACUUACAUCAGAACAGCAAUACAGGGCAAUGCAUCUAGAAUCAACCAUAGGCGUUGUGCCUGAUGUUACACAUCGCCCUUCCGUUCUAUCUUUAGCCAUGAUGACAUAUAAUGCUUAUUUAGAUAUUGAUUUGAAUAACACUGAGUGGUAUGAUCUUGGCGCUGCUUGGCAUUUGAACAAAUCAUUUGGUUGGGAAACAGAUGGUAUUCGUGGUCAUAUAUUUGCCAGCGAAGACGAUUCUUUAAUUGUGGUCAGUAUAAAAGGCACAAGUGCUGGCCUAUGGACUGGUGGACCUACAGGAGAGAAGGAUAAGAUCAAUGACAAUAUGUUGUUCUCUUGUUGCUGUGCUCGGAUUAGUAGAGCGUGGACACCUGUCUGUAAUUGUUAUCAAGGCAACGAAUAUAGAUGUGAAAGUAAAUGCUUGGAAAAGAAUAUCUCACAGACUGAUCUAUAUUAUGAUAACGCACUAGCAAUAUUCAAUCAAGUGUAUAACCAGUACCCGAACAGUACGAUAUGGUUGACUGGACAUUCUUUAGGAGGAGCAGUAGCUAGUUUGGUGGGAAUCACGUUUGGUGUCCCAACGGUUACAUUUGAAGUACCAGGUGACAGAUUAGCCGCCGCAAGAUUACAUUUACCCCAUCCCCCUGGAGCCCGUUCACCCAUUUGGCAUUUUGGUCACACGGCGGAUCCGAUUUUUGUCGGUGUAUGCACUGGUCCUGUAAGUAGUUGCUGGUACGGAGGCUAUGCUAUGGAAACAAGAUGUCACACAGGCAAGGUCUGCGUGUGGGACACUGUUAAGGACAAAGGUUGGAGAGUGGAUAUUCGAUCUCAUCGAGUACGUGAUGUCAUUGAUGGCAUCUUGUUAAAGCCUGACGAAUUCCCUAUGCCAGUAUGUGAAGAAGAAAAAGAGUGCGAUGAUUGUGGAUUAUGGCAAUAUUUUGAUGAGAGAGAUCCUCCUCCUUUUAUUUCAAGUUCUACAGAGGGUCCCACCACAACUUCAAAGGAUAUUACAACAACAUCAGAGGAAAGCACCACUACGUCAGAGAAUGCUUCCACUACGACCUCAGAACACGCUACCACUACGACCACUGCGUCAUACCGAUUUUCAUUUUAAUUGUAUCUAUUUUAGAUUUGCGAAUAACAAAUAUGUAUGCAAACCUGAAGAAAAAAAGGUCUUUCUUUUCUUUUUUCUUUUUUUAUAUAUUUGUAUAUUUAUCUACCUUU